AUGUUUAUGGUGGCGGCAAUUUUCCAAGCUCUAGACACCGAUCGAGCCGUUGAGAACGAGGAACACUACCAGAAGACUACCGUCACGAACGUUCAAUCACAGCAAGCAACCAUGGCUGACGAAGAGGUCAUGCAGAAGGUUGUUGUCAAGGAGGACGAGUUCAGCGGUCUGAUCGGGAAUAUCGCUGGGAAUCUCAUCAGAGACAGGGUACGUUUACUCUCUGACAAUGGUGCCUUGACGUGA
Molecule: messenger RNA, 243 nt
Organism: Cooperia oncophora
Lineage: Eukaryota; Metazoa; Nematoda; Chromadorea; Rhabditida; Trichostrongylidae
Source: the annotation of a GenBank genome assembly